Formica exsecta is the source of this 7863-nucleotide messenger RNA. RefSeq lists its product as uncharacterized. The coding region runs from base 882 to 5084 and encodes 1400 amino acids. The record is from RefSeq and is a predicted model, not a curated record. Gene Ontology annotation, molecular function: tRNA binding; S-adenosylmethionine-dependent methyltransferase activity. The transcript is spliced from 8 exons. Gene Ontology annotation, cellular component: nucleus; cytoplasm. Gene Ontology annotation, biological process: tRNA wobble uridine modification. NCBI's taxonomy places the organism in Eukaryota, Metazoa, Arthropoda, Insecta, Hymenoptera, Formicidae.
CAUCCCUCGAUAGCGCGCGCGUCAAUAUUACGUCGGCGUGUAUCCGCCCGUCCGUCCAUCCGUCCAUCCGUCCGUCCGUUCGUUCGCGUUGAGUGACGACGGUUGACAUUAGCCGUCGCGCACGAGGCAUCUCUGGUGGCAUCCUCAAAAUUAGUUAAACUAGUGCAUCGAGAGAGUGGCUAACCCAGUUAUAAACGCGAAAAGGGGAAUAUCGAAUAAAUUUACCGCGCAGCCGCAUAUCGGCACUAUCGGCCGCGAAUACUGACGACGCAUACCUACAUGCACGUACCCGCGGCCCUUUCGUCCGUUCGCGCGCACGCGGCGAAGAACUACGAGGAACGCGGGGAAAGGGUGGAGGAUUGUAGAAAGGGUGGCGCGGGGAUGGGUACGCUAGUCUUUGAAAUCGGUCCACUUGCCUCCGUGUGGCGUCCGCCGCGGCACACAAUGCGAGGGUGGCGGUGGCGCGAGUGGAGAACAGCCUUCGCGCCAGGCGGAUUUUCCGCUCGGUGACGCUCGUCAAAGGAUCUAUUUAAAGGAUCGGUCGCGAUUUUUGAACUCUCGUGCUUCCUUUGUAGCCACGCCGCGGAUUACGCUUGUAUUCGGGAUCGUCGUAUUCGCGUAUUACACUCGAGUUGUUCUAUUGCGGAUGUCUGCCGCCUUGCGAAAUCGGUCUGUGAGCCAAGGACGAUGUGCAUUAUUGCCAAGUAAACGUAACGUAGGACAGGUGAAGUUAUUCGUCGAGUUAUUCGAUAGUCUUGAUGCAACAGGCUAUACAUACUGUAGUCCUAAAAAUCAACAAGAUAACACGGAAUCUGAUGCGGCUAAAGGGAACAUCGUGUGAGCGCACAUGUGGACGAGGAUAAAUCACCUUAGCGAGAGGGAUGUCUGAGAGCGACGGAGAGCAUGCAGCUCGCUCGGUGGCCUUAGAGCAAGCCUACGUUCACGAAGUAUACGAACAAUGUGCCGAGAAGACCACACAAAGUAAACACUGGCCACGAGUAUAUCAGUUUCUUCAGGAACUUGAACCGGGUGCUCUCGUCUGCGACAUCGGUUGCGGCAACGGCAAAUAUCUCAGCGUAAAUCACAGCGUCUUUAAGAUAGGGGUGGACCGAUGCAAGCGCUUCACGGACAUCGCGCGCGAGAAGGAAAACGAGGUUCUGAUCUGCGAUAAUUUGGCUCUACCAUUUCGAGAAGAGAGCUUCGAUGCAGUGCUGUCGAUCGCAGUGGUGCACCACUUUGCCACCACGGAAAGGAGGGUACACGCGUUGAAGGAGUUGGCGCGGAUUCUCAGGAUCGGAGGUCGACUCGUUAUAUCCGUUUGGGCUAUGGAACAAAAGCAUAGAAAAUUCGAAUCGCAAGAUGUUUUAAUACCUUGGCCCAAAUCAUAUUGCAUGAGCGCGGCAUCGGAUGGAACAAAGCACUCGGGUGUAUCAGACGGUAACGAAAAGCGAGAUGAUGACACCACUCAGAAAUAUCCAUCAUCCUCCAAAAGAAAUAGCCAACAAAAAUGUAAAAGCAAGAGUUAUUGGAUCGAUCCGAUAUUUAGUUUGUCACCAUCCACUAGCAGUCUUUCUAGCCCGAAUGAGACAUGCUACAGUUGUUUUCGGCGAGCGUUACAGAAGUUAGCGAGAAGUAGACGCGGAGGCGGCAGUCGUGCAUGGUUCCCCGGAAGCUGGCAAAGCGGCACCAAGAGCCGACGGCACUACGAUCCCGAUGAGAUGACCGAUGUGGACGAGCUGCCAAUCGAAUUGCGUCGCGUAGAAACUACGCAUACGCUAACGAUGAUGAACAAGCGCUCCACGGAUACGUUAAACAUAAAGUCCAAGAGCCUAGGUGACAUUUUAGAAAUCGAACGACUCGAUUUAGUGCGCUCCCGAUCUAGCAUUCCGGGUUUUUGCUCCACGUCGGAACUGAUCCUAGAUGAGCGAUCGGUCUCGUCAUCGUCGAGCGGCUCGAAACCGCGAUUAGUGAAACAGAAAUCGUGUGUGGAGGAGACCGGUUUGGAGAAUUCCGAAGACACUGCCAUUGAAAAUCUAAUCAAGGACUUUCCGGACUUCUCCUGCCAACCGUUGCGCAAGCGUAAUGUACCAUUGAAGCAGAACUCGAUGAACGAGGAACUGAUGUCGGCGGAACGACUGGAGGAGAAAGAGCGAGUACGCCGGAAUAUCAUGAAGCAGGCGUCACUAAAUGAGGAGCUAAUCUGUAAGUGGCGAACGUUUGAGGCAUUCAAGGAAUCGAUCAGCCCAGUAAGCGCCAGCCGGCGCUUUCAAUUGCUGAAGAACGGACUCACCAGCAAAAUAAAACGUUCCACCACGAACAUUGAAAAGGUCUCCAGUAUAUCCAUCAAAAACGGCUUCGUCCGGAUGUUACAAGGUUGGAAAUCCUGCGAGAAUGAAUCGGUGUCUACCGCGACAGCGGAAGUAACGACAAAGCCUAAGCCGGCGGACAAUAAGGUGCAAUCAGUUGCAUUGGUGAAACGUAGCAUUGAGGUCGUUGAACGUCGUCUUUCACGCGAGGACGGUUCGGACUCAUCCAAAGACAGCAGUCUACAGAGUGACACUAGCGUCGAUUCUGAAGAUAGUUUUGCAUCGGUGAUUUUUGUGCCGAAGCAAGAUAUCGCUGUCCCAGCACCCCCAGCAUCCUCGUCGGUCAAUGAAAUAACUUCCGCGCCGCGACCGGCAGCGUUGCAACUCGGCACGACAUCGGCACCACCAUCGCCGCGUGUCAAGCAACCACCGGACAGUAGUCAGUCCUCCAGAUUCAAACUAAUCGAUAUGUCAUCUUUGUUGAAGCAGCAAUCGCCUAUCACAAAUACAGAUACGAAUACAAAUACGAAUGCGCAUCUCAGCGACGCAAUCAAGCCCAGUGCACCGACUGUCAUCUGCAAGGAAACGUCCGAUAAGAUUUUGCAGGCGCCAAGAGAACUCCAUCUGAUGUCAGAACCAGCGGAGCCUGACGUAGAACAAGACACCGCACCGCUGAUACGUGCCUUCAACGACGUCAAGAUGGCUAGUCGCGAGCCGAUUAUAAAUGAGGAUGAUAGUCGAAAGGCUAGGUUGAAUCAAAUCAAGGAGCUGCUCAUAGCGAAGCCGGGUUUUGCGACUCGUGCUAGACCGUCGUUUCCGUUGGUCAGACGCGCUUCCACGGCGGCUUCGGGUCGUUUGGAGACCGUCACAAGGAUUUUGCCCCGUUUACUAUCUUUGGAAUUGUUCAAUCCAGAGACAGAUGAUCUAGAUAGCGAUUCCAGCGGCGUCUCGUCGCCGGAAUCGAUCGGCUCGGUGAUCAGCGUCACAUCAGAUGAAAGAUAUAUCGCGAGAAAGGAAGCUGAAGAAAAGAAGAACAAUGCACAGACGAAUGAAGAAGUUUCCAAGUCAAACGGAGACGACGUAUCGAAGAAUACGAAAGAACCAGAAACUACACAUGACGACGAAUCAUUGGGUAUGGAAACCACAGCGUCACUCGAGGAGUCUCAUACAUCUCUAGAUCCCCCGCCCGACGAUUCGCCCGCGGAUUUCGAUGAUGACAUGGUGUUUGCAGAAACCGACAUGAUGCACGAUUCUAUCCAAAAUAAUUUACGAGCUGAUACAAUCCGCUCCGCGUCACGCAUACUGCUGGAAAGCGGAAAAUCCAUCUCCUCGCAAUCUAUGAAGCUUCUUGAGGCCGCUGCUAACGUGGCGAGUUCGCUGGAGAAUGCUGUAGAAACGGCGAUUCAACGCAACACUCAAGUAGAACAAUUCUCACAAUUGUCGCAGGUUGCGCAACAACGGAAUAACAACGGUGUCUGGUCGCAAUCGAGCGUGCGAACGCGAGCAUACUUAAAGCAAGAUCGUAAAUCCGCUUCGGUGGAUUUGGGUGGUUAUGCCGACGAAUCGAGUAGCGAUCUCAUGCGAGAUAUCAGUCGGUACUGCCAGAACUCGUCGUUCGAUCUCUUGUGCCAGACGUCGAAAACUUCGUCAUCGUCGUUGGACAAUAAGUUGAACGCGGAAUCGGAUGCCACGGCCUGGGAUGGAUGCAAUCAAGUGCCCAAGGAGACUUCAUGGAUCGUAAACAAAGCGUACGAUAGAAGUGGAUACGACAAAUUUGCCAAUGUGAUCCAAUCCAAAUUGACACCAAAAUCCAAAUCUCUCUGUGAGGACCAUGCCGUCGUAUUUGAAUCCGAAUUCGACCAUAAAUUUAAAUGCGAUUCCAAAUAUAAAGUUAAGUUGGAAGCCAAGCCCGAAACUAGAUUUAAAUCCAAAUAUGACGAACCGUUCAAAUUCGAUCUCGCAUCCGAAGAGAAUUCAAAAAUUAAAUUUGAUCUCGUAUCAACAGUUAAUCCUGUAUCCAAUAGUAAUUUCACAGGCGAUAACAAAAAACCAUUUAUUAAUCCUAAAGAUCUAGAGCUUAAUUCUGAAAGCACAUUUAACUUUCAAUCUGGAGCGGGACCUAAACGGUCCAAUGUCGACCAAGAGCGAUAUGGCUCCGCUAACACUUCGCCGCUGUUGCGCAGCAAUUCGGACGAUAUGUUGGACUUUGUGAUGGUGUCGAAGACAGGUGAAUUCGAGUGCGAGGACGCAACGGAGGACUCGAGGACGGCUGAGAAGUGGCGUUCUUCCCAGGGCGGGCUAUCGAUAGACUCGAGCGAUGUGGGUGACUCCAUAAUGGAGAACACUACGAGCCUGAGCGACGGUAGCCAAGCGGAAUCGACGACAAGAUUAUUCACCGGCAGCACAGUAUCGUUAGUGUCGAAUCCGAAUAAUGUGGAGAAUAACCGUCGAUGUUCGAUGGAACGACGAAGAUUGCAAGAACGCGGUCGAUCUUUGGACGAGAUGUCAAGCGAGACGAAAAGACGAGACGCCGCGAAUUAUCUGGGCAGCACAAACAGGAUCACCGACUCCAUUAGCAAUGCCUCGUCUCGGGAGUCAUUAUCCUCGGACCGCGGCGGCGGUUCGAUCACUUAUCAUCAGUACUACCACGUCUUUCGUGAAGGCGAGCUAGAUCAGCUGAUCAACAAGUAUGUCGAAAAUCUGCAUAUCAUCUCGUCGUACUACGAUCAUGCCAGUUGGUGCGUUGUCGCGGAGAAAGUGCAGGUUUGGACUAUAUGACUUCGGAUACGGAUCAUCAAAUGAAGGACCAGCGGCUGCCGCGACUCGCAAAGUUGUACCGGGUGUCUCGAUAGGAGAUGUCAACCAGAAGGGAUCAACUAGGUUCAACCUUAUGAAAAUUUACACUCGCUUAGUUUCACUUCUUUCAGUUAUAAAAAUAAUUUCUGAUCUCCAAAACAAAAAGAAAAAAAAAAAGACAAAAAAACGGGGAUCGCAGAGACUUUAGGAAACUGGAUAUAUAAUUCUUGAAUUAUUUAUUUUCAUGAUUCACAUCUUUUAGCCUUUAUAUUACAGAGACGGAUUGGGGAGAACUCUUACUUUUGAGACAAAAGUACUAAUCCCUCUUUUUGGGACACACAGUACACUCCGAUGGAUGGCCCAAUUAUUACGGUUAAUCGUUAAAAAUCUCGCUUCGAGUACCAGAUGAAUGAAUAAAUCCGUGGAUCUAAGUGUCCAAGAAUCUCAAAAAUUUAGGGGUCCAAGAAUCCAAGGAUUUGAAGGCUCAAGAAUUUCAUAAUAAUAUCAAUAUCCAAGAUCUAAAAUAAUUCACGAGUUGACUUUCUAAUGAUCUGUUCUUGAAAACUGCAAUGAUCUAUAUCGCUAUUGAAAUAUCGCUUUACGCUCGUUAAACAUUCCUUACAUGUUUGUCUCAUCGUGAAGAGAUUUCUCUGUCCGUGACGUCGCUGAAGUAAUGCACGACCCAAUAAUAUAGCUUUGAACUAUCGAAAACGAUGAAUGAUAUAAGUAACGAACCAACAAUUUAAAAAAAUAUCAUGAAAUAUCCAAAGAUAAGGGAACAUUUUGAUAAUAUAAAUGGCCAUAAUAUCUCUCUUAAUUAAUUCUUAUUUUUAAUUGCUAACAAUCUUUCAUUUUUCAUGUUUGAUUUGUUUAAUUUUAUUUUUGCUUCAGUGACGUUUAGGACUGUUUAUCUCAUUUUGGAUUUGCACAUUUCGGAACAACGAUUGCAGAAAACACAACUCUUCGAGAUAUGCUGAGAAGAGAAAGAUAAGAGAAGGUAAAUAAUAAAGAGAAAGAGAAAGAGAGAAAAAGUACUAUUCGCUCAAGAUAUUUGUAUUCUCGAAGGGUGGUGCGAUCUGAAUAUACAUGCGUUUAGUAAAAUUCAGAAACGGCAACUGGCUCCCGGCUAUGGAGCGUAUUUUCUAUAGCUUCUCGAGGAACGGACAAUAUUCGAACGCUUGAACGUAGAUAUACCUCAAUAAUACGCGAACAUUCCACUUCCAAAAAUAUAUAUAUUUACAUAUACACAAAAACACACAGGUAUUAGGAUGUCCCUUAAUUGUGCUUUGUUCAGUGAUUUGUAUGUUUAAGAUUAACAUUAAACUGUCGUCAACAUACAUAAAUAAUUAAAGGAAUACAGAAUAAUGUCUCAAAUUUAUGUCACAUAACAGAAAGAAAAAGCUAAAAGAGAGUACACAUACAUAUUUGUUAUAUGAUUGGUAGGCAAGUAAAAGACAUCCUAAUACAUAUAUAAACACACAACAUAUUUACAUAUAAUACAUAUAUAUUAGGAUAUAAGAAUUCAAGGAUCCAAUAAUCUGAAUAUUGAAUGCUUAUAUUCUUGGAUUCUUCGCCCAAAGAGAAACUUACUUUUAAUUUUUUAGAUUCUUAAAUUUUUACGUAGAAUAUUUUUUGGUAGUAUUAUUGACCUGAAAUGAAAUUCUUAAUUUUCUAUUCGCGAUCGUAUUUUAAUCUUUAAAUCCUCGAACGUUUAAUCCUCACGCAAAAUCUUUAGAACUAUAUAAUUUUUUUAAAUCCUAAAAUAUAUACACAAGAUCACAAAAAAUGCUGUUAUAUAUUUAAAGAUUUUUAAGCAUUUAUACAAUAAAAUAUUCAGCAAUUGAAGAUCCAAGGAUCGAAGCAUCCGUGUCUACAAUACGUAUAUUCACACAUCACAUAGAGAAGGACAUCAAUGUAAUCUAAGCUUCGUUAUUUUUAUGAUCUCAAUUAAUUAUUCGUGAACGUAGUAGUGGACGAAGUUUUUAUUGCAACCCUUUAACCGGUAAAUCGAAUACAAUCUUCUUGCGUCAGAGGCAAAUACCUCCAACAAAAUUACUAGUAAUGACGUAAGAUAUCAAAAUCCGUAGCAAAAAUUGAACGGAACUGUAGGAUGUCCAUAAAUUCCCACAUACGUAAUAGAGAGAGGUGCAAUUUAAGGAUAUUCUAUAUAUCAAGAGAAAAAAGAGAGAGGAAGUGUGUGUGUGUGUGUGUGUGUGUGUGUGUACGUGUGUAUACGUAUGUGUGUUUUAACAGGUAUUUGUAUUCAUUAAAAUCAAGGUUCUCGAAACGUCGAAGAUAAUAAGCGAAGUGUUAUUUUAAGGAUUUUAAUAGGACAAGAAUUCUUAUCUUUCUUGAUUUUUUAUGCACAAUAUGCGAUAGUACAUGUUAAUGAAAAUAAAAGAAACAACGAGCAGCGUAAAAAGAGCUUGGGACUACUGGUUAAAGGAUAUUUCGAUAGAUCGGUCGAGAGGAACAAAUUGUUAUUCCGUUUUCGGAGAUGUUCGAUUAAUUAAACACGUUUAAUUAAAUAGAUAGUCGAUGAUGUUCUUUUUAAUUUAUGGAAUUUUGAUCCGAUUCAAGAAAGAACGCGAAAAAAUGUAAGUGCGUGCGUGCGUGCGUGUAACAUGUAUGCGUGACAGAGAGAAAAGGAGAAGGAUAGACCAACGCGGAAAAUGCAAUCUCGAAACAGGUGUAAAUAUGUAAAAUAAAGUGUUCCUGACGUAAACGCACAGAAAAUCGUCAGAAAAUAGUUGACAAACGG